UUUACUUCCAGAUUAUGUCGACCAAAAGAUGUUCCCAAAUCUGCCUCUGUUUGUGCUUGUUCUAUGUAGCGGGAAUCGCAACUACAAGCACAUCUCCAAAAGUUGAAGAGCCGGAACAACCCAAUCAGAGUUUAAGUGAUGAAAAGGGUCAGCUUGCUCUAUCAGCACCAGAGUUUGAUUCCAACGAUUUGUGGGUUAUAAAUAGAACAAAUGCAACAGCGGCACAACAUGUGCAUCAUUCUACCAUUGUCAAAAGAGCUCGACGUGCUUCUAGACGAACAUCCAGAAAGUUGCGCCAAGAACGCAGACGACAGGAUUUUCCGCAAUCGCAGACGUUCAAAUCAUGCCCAACAAAGACAAUUUACGCCAGCAAAAGUACAGCAGAAGACAUGUUUGGUCAACAAGUUGAUGUUUACCCAUUCAUUACUAUUGGUGAUUUGAAUUUAGAUCAACACUUCUACGAGACUUUCUGCGACGUGGAGAAGUGCAAGUGCGGUGGCAUAAACAACAAACAUUUCAAAUCGUCCUGUCGCACCACGUACAGUCUCUCAUUUGGAAGGAUUGUUAAAGGCGGCGAAAUUGGCUGGAGUUUGAUCAAACUCCGAACCGGAUGUGCAUGUCAGGUUAAACAGAAAAAGAAAAGUUCCUUUGCCCGAAAUGGCGACAAUAAGAAAUUCAAAUUUUGAAAUAACAGCUUUAAAAUAAGACAAUUUUAUGUAUGUUUAUGUCUUUUAAGGGAUAUUCAGGCAAAAUAAUGACAAAAAUAUUAAGAUGAUCUUAUGUACUCAAAUCUCGAUAAAAUGACAUUUCCCAGCAUGAAUUUCUGUUUAAAUUCUAUAUAUUUUGGAUUUGAAGCGUAAAUAUAUCUAUAUAUGUUGAGCAAAAUUUAGACGCUAAUAGAAUCACCGAAUAGUUUUCAAACAAGUCACGUGACUUGAACAAACCCUUGAAGUUACAAUAACAGAUAUUGUGGAUUUGUUAUGCUCCCCGAAGGGUGAACAUAUAGUCGCCGCUUUGUCCGUCCGUCCGUCCGUACGCUUUUCUUGUCCGGGACAUAACAACAAGAGGUAUCAACAUGAAACUGUAGGUAGAUCUCAUUCAGUAAGUGUGCAGUGCACAAGAACUGUAACUCUGCCUUGCCCAAUUUUUGAAUUAUUGCCCUUUGUUUAUUUUUAAACUUUGAACUUUGUCCGGGACAUAACUCUAACUAUCAGAGGUAUCAACAUGAAUCUUUGUAGGUAGAUAGAUCUCAUUAAGUAGAUGUGCAGUGCACAAAAACCGUAAGUCUGCCUUGACUAAUACUUGAAUUAUUGCCCUUUGUUUAUUUUUACACUUUGAAGUUUGUCCAGGACAUAACUCUAAAACUAUAGGAGUUAUCAACAUGAAACUUUGCGGACAGAUAAAUCUCAUUGAGAAGGUUUGCAGUACACAAGAAACGUAAGUCUGCCGUGCCUUAGUUUUGAAUUAUUGUUUAUUUUUACACUUUGAACUUUGUCUGGGACGUAACUCUUAAAGUAUAAGAGAUAUCAACAUGAAUCUUUGUAGGUAGAUAGAUCUCAUUGAGCGGAAGUGCACUGUUAAAGAACCAUAACACUGUCUUGUCUAAUUGUGAAGUUAUUGCCAUUUGUUUAUUUUUACUUUUUGACUUUUGUUCGGGACAUAACUCUAGCACUAUUAGAGUUAUCAACAUGAAACUUUGUAGGUAGAUAGAUGUCAUUAGAUAAAACUGCAAUGCUAAAGAACCUAAACACAGCCUUGUCUAAUUUUGGAGUUAUUGUCCGUUGUUCAUUUUUACUCUUUGAAUUUUACUCGGGACAUAACUCUGAAACUGUAUGAGAUAUCAUCAGGAAACUUUAUAGAUAGAUAGAUUUCAUUGAUUAGAAGUGCAGUGCAAACAAUCAUAACCCUGCCUUGCCUAAUUUUGGAGUUUUUGCCCUUUGUUCAUUUUUUUAUACUUUCCUGUGUCCAAACCUCGGGGAGCAUCAACCGGUUCAACCGGUUCUUUUUGGUUUGUUUUAUUGGGUUUUACGUCACACCGACACAGUAUAGGUCAUAUGGCGACGUUCCAGCUUUACUGGUGGAGGAAGACCUCAGAUAUUGUAGAUAUUGUAUGAUAGAAACAAGUCUUAAGUCAUUCAUUUCACAUGUUCUUUUACCUUUCUAGAGUUAACUGCGGUAACUAUUGUGAAAUCUUAGCCCACGUGAGUCAAGUUAGUAAACCACCAUUUUAUUCUAUAUAUGGAGAAAAAGUUUUGUUCCUUUGACUGUCUAAUGUUUUUAGUUUGAGGGCAUUUACAGAAUAAUGAAUGAAAAAUUCAAAACGAAGAAAUGAAAAUUUUGCCUGUACAUUUGUUAAUCAAUUAUGAACAUGGUGUAACAAACUAAUGAAAAUCAUGAUUAAAUUUACUUUUAUUAUUACCUUUUCUUCAUAAAAAUACUUAGGUACAUACUUAGUACAUGUAUAUAUUAUUCAUUAUGUUUUUGUUUAUCAUUGUAGCGUGGAAACUCUGUUGUAUAAAAAUUACAAUCUUUUCUAAUUUAAGCAUAAGCACAAUAAGUAGACGAUGUGUAGCAUACAGAACCCUGGUUUUUAGGUCAAAGGUCACGGCCACAGCAGGGCAUUGAAUUUGGUGUAUUUGUCAUAUAGUCUUAAGUGCAGUUGGAGUUUUUGAACGGCCAAUAUCUUCUGCAUGCUUGAUGGGAUUUCAUAUAAGACUACCAUCUAUAAGAAGAUAAUGUGUCGCGCGUAAACCGAGGUACAUGUAUUAAGUCAAAGGUCAAGGUCACAGCAAAAGAGCAAAAGAUUGAACUUGUGUACUAGUAUUCGUCAUCAUAAAGUCUGAAGUGCUGUUUAAGUUCGUCUCUGGCCCAUAAUCUCUGUAUGCAUGGUGGACUUUCAAAAUAAACGAAUACAUUGAUCACCAUAAGAUAAUAUGUCGCGGGCAAAACCUAUAGGUUCAAAGAAAUGAAUACACUUUACUUUUUGUCAUUUAGUCAUUAGUGCAGAUUCAUGUCCAGCAGCCUAUAACUUCUGCUUCAUGAUGUGAUUUCCCCAAAAGAUAUAUGUUGCACAAAUUCACCAUAAGUGUGCCCAUUCAUGGUCAAGGUCGUGCUUGGAGGUCAAACGUCAUAUCCUUGCACCUUUAUCCUUUCUCGAUGAUUUGUGAAAAAAUGUGUGAUAUGUCUUCUGCACAGUCAGACAGUUUGUCAUGUGUAAGACAUAUGCUGCACCCUGAAGGUCAAGGUCAUUUUUGGCAGUCAGAGGACAGAUUCUGAUUGGCUUUCAAUGUAUAACUUUGUCAUUAUUUAUUUGAUUGUCUAAGUAUUUGGCCUAAGUCUUCACCACAGAUGUAUUGCCUCGCGCAAUGUCAUGUCAUGUCCGCAUCUUCAAAGUCAAGGUUGAAAAUAGAUGACAAAGGUCAAAUGUGCGUGUCCUCAUUCUUCAUUUGCUAAUGACUUUAAUAUAAUGUCAUCGUAAUCAAGUUGGUCACAUGAAACACUUAGGUCAAUGUUGUACUUAGUGAUUAAACGUGAUAUUGAUGUGGUAUCUGUGUCCAAUGGAUAUAUUUUAAUUUGUAUUUGUUUUUGUUAUACAAUGUCUUUAAACAAAGCAAUUUCACAGAUUUGUUAAAAUGACUUUUUGACAGGUCAUAUAUGAUCUACUUCAAACAUUAUUUUGCUGUAAAGUCUCCCGACCGAGCAAGUUUACAAUUACAUGUAUAUGUGUAUUUAUUAUGAUACUGAAGAUGAAUAUCAUCAAAAAUCUAUGCUUCACUGAGAUCUUUUAAUAGUCUGAACCCCCGGGAAAGUUGAAAUUGAUUUAUUUAGUCCAAGAAGUUGAUCUCGGUCAAUUUAUUGUUCAAAGCCAAUUGCUAGAUUACUGUAAGAAACAAUAUGUAUUGCAUAUAAUUCGUUUUGUCAUUAUAUGUGCCGCGUCAUGACAAAACCAACGUAGUGCGUUUGCGACCAGCAUGGAUCCAGACCAGCCUGCGCAUCCGCGCAGUCUGAUCAGGAUCCAUGCUGUUCGCUUACAAAGUCUAUAACAAGUAGAGAAACUGACAGCGAACAGCAUGGAUCCUGAUAAGACUGCGCGGAGGCGCAGG
Molecule: messenger RNA, 4103 nt
Organism: Ruditapes philippinarum (Manila clam)
Lineage: Eukaryota; Metazoa; Mollusca; Bivalvia; Venerida; Veneridae
Product: neurotrophin-3-like
Exons: 1
Coding region: 15-686 (223 amino acids)
Biological process (GO): regulation of neuron differentiation; nerve growth factor signaling pathway; nerve development
Molecular function (GO): growth factor activity; nerve growth factor receptor binding
Source: RefSeq, a predicted model, not a curated record